UGGAAGGGGCGGGCUUUAGUGUCUCUGCCGCGAUCAUUGGGCGUUUCUGACCAAGCGCAGGCGUGAAAGGAGCGAAGGGUCUAUGGCUGCUUCAGGCUCACCUUCGGGGCCGGGAGAAGAACCGAGGCGGCGAUGAUCCCAACCCCGCGGCACCAGCACGUGGGUCCAGAGGGUCCCUUCAGCGCUGUUUAUGAGCCCGCCGAAGACACUUACUUGCUGCUCGACGCCCUCGAGCGGGAUGCCGAAGCUCUGAGAAACGCCGGCAUUGAUAUAUGCCUUGAAGUAGGAUCUGGAUCUGGAGUAGUUUCAACUUUUUUAGCUUCAAUUGUUGGAUCCAAAGCAGUUUAUAUGUGUACUGAUAUCAACCCUGUGGCUGGUCUAUGCACAGUAGAGACAGCUAGAGAAAAUAGUGUUCACAUUCAGCCAGUAAUUACUGACCUGGUAACAGGAUUGUCGCCACGAUUACAUGGAAAAGUUGAUUUGCUGUUAUUUAACCCACCUUAUGUGGUAACCCCUUCUGCUGAGAUACAAACUCAUGGAAUAGAGGCAGCCUGGGCUGGAGGUAAAAAUGGCAGAGAGGUUAUGGAUAGACUCUUUCCACUUGUGUCAGACCUACUAUCGGCGAGAGGAUUGUUUUAUUUAGUUACAAUUAAAGAAAAUAAUCCAGAUGAAAUUAUUAAAAUAUUGCAGGAAUGUGGUUUAAAUGGCAGUAAAGUAAUUUCCAGACAAGCAGGGAGGGAGUAUCUCUCAGUUCUGAAAUUCUACAAAUCCUGAAACUGGCUUCUAGAGGAAUCUUCAUAUAGCAGACUCUUCGCUUUAAAAUGCUAUCUUGGAUUAAUUUGUUACAUUUAAUUAAGAUUAAAUUCUAGCUGUUGUCAACAAGUACACAUUAGCAUAUUACCUUAAUUCAAAAAUAUGCAUAAUAUUUCCAUGUGUAAAAUCAAAAUUUUGACAAUAAAUUUAUAAAUGUGGAAAGUAAAAUACUGCAUAAACAUUGUUACAAUCCUAUCAUACAGGAGAAAAAAUGUGGCUGCUGUCCUAAAUUGCUUCUUUUUUCAUCUGAAUGAUAAAUUUAGCAUGGAGUUAA
Ahaetulla prasina is the source of this 1087-nucleotide messenger RNA. RefSeq names its product N-6 adenine-specific DNA methyltransferase 1 (gene HEMK2). Gene Ontology annotation, biological process: methylation. The transcript has 7 exons. Gene Ontology annotation, molecular function: protein methyltransferase activity; nucleic acid binding; S-adenosylmethionine-dependent methyltransferase activity. The record is from RefSeq and is a predicted model, not a curated record. Lineage: Eukaryota; Metazoa; Chordata; Lepidosauria; Squamata; Colubridae. Gene Ontology annotation, cellular component: eRF1 methyltransferase complex. The coding region runs from base 133 to 774 and encodes 213 amino acids.